AUGUAUACACAUAAGUACUAUGUAAUGCUAGUGCUAGUGUUUAUACCGCCAGGUUUAUACCGCCAGGUUUAUACCGCCAGGUUUAUACCGCUAGGUUUAUACCGCCAGGCCCCAAACCGCGAGACGGAAAAUGCCAUAUUGGAAAAUGCCAGGUUGAAAUUACAUGAGUACAUAGUAGUUUCGAUGCGGGUACUGUACUAUGUAGUACUACUACACGGCAAAGACACAACGCCCAUAGCACGACAACCAGGACAAGAUGCCGUGCUUUUUGAUAUAACAGCUCAUCUCGCAGUAGUCAGAAACUGCCGGCAGACUGCAGUAAUUUUAGCGUCUCAAAUCGAUCUAAGGGAGUGGGCAGAGCAGACUACAAACUCGACCAUCGUUCAGGCAAGCGACGCGACGAGGUGA
Exophiala viscosa is the source of this 408-nucleotide messenger RNA. RefSeq lists its product as uncharacterized. Lineage: Eukaryota; Fungi; Ascomycota; Eurotiomycetes; Chaetothyriales; Herpotrichiellaceae. The record is from RefSeq and is a predicted model, not a curated record. The transcript has 6 exons. Bases 1 to 408 code for a protein of 135 amino acids.